Molecule: messenger RNA, 636 nt
Organism: Pisolithus orientalis
Lineage: Eukaryota; Fungi; Basidiomycota; Agaricomycetes; Boletales; Pisolithaceae
Exons: 5
Coding region: 1-636 (211 amino acids)
Source: RefSeq, a predicted model, not a curated record
AUGUCUCCAAGCAACACUGCUUGGAGGCAAUGGAAAUCAACAAUACAUGAAAUCCUUUCACAAGUGUCAGCAAUCAUACCAGGAGAAUUGGCCAGAAAGGCCAGUCCUUAUGCCAAGAUGUUUUUCAUGAAUGAUGAUACAAGACUCUUCAUGGACAAGGCCAUUAUUCAGUGGAAAAACAACAUAUGCACAUGUAUCACUGAUGGAAGUGCUUUUACCUCUUUUUUCAUGCAUGAGCAUGACACAGAUGGGAAAAUUGUCUGUUGGUAUGGAAACCAACACCUCAAAGACUUCCACAUUAACUUCUGGUAUACUGCUGAGCUGACUCCCAUGAAGGUCAGGGCUGCCAAGGAUAUACACACAACACCAUUGCAGAUGUAUGCCCUAACUGCUGUAGCAUGUACUACCACUCUCUUCUCGAAGCAACUCAGAACCCCACUAUCAGCAUGGCAGUUAAUCACCAUCUGCUGUGGCUUCAUCAAUGCAGAUUCUAUACCCAUCGUUCAUCGAACUACAUUGCAUGAGGAGAGUGCAUCAGGGAGCAUGUCACAGGCCAGACCCAGCUCUUCUGCAAGCUGGUCCAUGGGUGUCAAAGGAUAUGAACUGUUUUCUUACGAUUAUACUUAUGAGAUGUAG